AUGCUUUCCAGCCCUGUGCUGGGGGAGGGGCUCCGGCGGUAUCCUACAUGCGUGUUGACUCUAGAGCUGAAAGAAAGAAAAACGCGCUGUGCUUACCAGGUGCGCGCCCUGAGCCUGGCGCCCCCAGCCAGCCGCUCCUCGCGGGCUUCCUGCGCUCCUUUAGCGGCCUUGGCUGCAGCUGGAGCGCUAGUGGUGGCGAUGGAGGCAGCGGUGGCAGUAGGCAGAGCGGCGCCGGGCCCGCGGCGGUGGCGCUCGUUCUCCCGCGCCAGCGCUGGGAGCACGUGCCGCACUCUGGCAGACGCAGCUGGAAGCGCAGCGCAGGGCUGGCUCCUACUCCUGCAGCGCGCGGCGGGGGGCGGCAGAACGACCAGGGUACCGACUCGGACAAUUUGUCAGGACAUCCUCUUGGCUCUACCUUCAAGAUAUCUCCGGAACCCUACCACUUCUAACGACCUUCACGGAUACCAUGUUGAAUCAAGCCACCAUCAUCUUUUACCUGGUUACAGCAAUAGUUUCCAGCAAGUCUUUCAGCUUCUUUACUUAUUAUUUAUAGGCUACAUUCAACACAACAGCCAGAGUGCUCUUUGCAAGAAGUUAGCUUAAAUCAAAACCCUCCAGUAACUUUCCAUUUCAUUCAGUCAAAGCUUCAUAAUCUGUCUCCACUCCAUUACCUUUCUGACCUCAUUUCCUAGUACUAUUCCCCUUUGCUCAUUCUACUCUAGCCACCAAGACUCCCCUGCUAUUUCUUAAACAUGCCUGACAUGUUUCAAUUUAAUGGUCUUUGCGUUAGCUGUUUCUUCUGCUUGGAAAGCUUUGUUCCCAUGUAACUGUUGGGCUAACUCCUCUCCUUCAAUUCCUUGCUGAAAUCUUACCUCCCUAAUGAGGCCUUCCCAAACUACCCUACUGUAAAUUAUUAUACCUCAUGAUCUCAGUGCUCUUGAUCCCCUUCACUCAACUCUAU
Hipposideros armiger (great roundleaf bat) is the source of this 961-nucleotide messenger RNA. RefSeq lists its product as uncharacterized. The record is from RefSeq and is a predicted model, not a curated record. The coding region runs from base 1 to 603 and encodes 200 amino acids. The transcript is spliced from 2 exons. NCBI's taxonomy places the organism in Eukaryota, Metazoa, Chordata, Mammalia, Chiroptera, Hipposideridae.